Pseudonaja textilis is the source of this 1128-nucleotide messenger RNA. It is a transcript of the gene DHDH, whose product is annotated as dihydrodiol dehydrogenase. Gene Ontology annotation, molecular function: D-xylose 1-dehydrogenase (NADP+) activity; nucleotide binding. Gene Ontology annotation, biological process: D-xylose catabolic process. Lineage: Eukaryota; Metazoa; Chordata; Lepidosauria; Squamata; Elapidae. The record is from RefSeq and is a predicted model, not a curated record.
UAAAUGUAGGCAGCUGCCGAUUCAGAUUCUUCAUACAGAGGAGGGAAAGGCAGAACAGAAACAUCUCAGUUUUGUCAGCUAUCAAGACACCCAAAAUUUUCCAUGCCUCUCUGCUGGGGAAUCUGCUCUGCUGGGAAGAUUUCCCACGACUUCAUUGUGGCCUUGAAAACCCUGCCAGCAGAUCACAAGAUAGUUGCUAUUGCUUCUAGCAAACUCGAGCGUGCCCAGGAAUAUGCCAGACUCCAUGGCAUUUGCAGAGCCUAUGGCUCUUAUGAGGAACUUGCAAAGGAUCCUGAAGUGGAUGUGAUCUAUGUGGGUUCUCUCAACACCCAGCAUCUUGGUCAAACCACCCUUUUCCUCCGGGCUAAGAAGAACGUUCUCUGCGAAAAACCCAUGGGCAUGAAUGCCCGUGAAGUACGGGAGAUGAUACGGACAGCUCGGGAGAAUGAUGUCUUCCUCAUGGAGGGCUUCUGGACCAGAUUCUUCCCUGUAUCUGAACAAAUCCGUAACACACUGUGUCAGAAAUCUCUUGGGAAUUUAAAAGUGCUUCGAGCUCAAAUGGCUGUUCGGAUGGACGACAUUCCAAGGUUGAUAGAGAAGAAACUAGGUGGAGGUGUCAUCCUGGAUUUGGGCUGCUACUGCGUCCAGUUUGCCUCUAUGGUUUUUGGGCCUGAAAUGCCUCAAUCGAUUGUGGCCUCAGGAUUGUUGAAUAAAACAGGAGUGGAUGAAACCGUUUCCAUCAUCCUCAACUAUUCAGCGAAUCGUCAGGCUGUUCUUAACAUCACCAUGAUGAUUGACUUGCCAGGAGAAGCAACUAUUGGAGGAACUGAAGGCAUCAUCAAGAUCCCAGACAACAUGAACAGCCCUACAGUUAUGUUUCUGAAAGGGAACCGCUGGGAAUGGCCAUUGCCACCUUCUCCUGAGCGCCUCUACUUUAAGCAUAAUAUUGGGUUUCGGUAUCAGAUUGAACACGUCCGAGAGUGUCUGGAAAAUGGUUUGAAGGAAAGUCCUAUCAUGCCGUUAGAAGAGAGUGAAAGAAUUGUCUGUAUCAUGGAUGAAGCACGAAAACAGGUGGGAGUAGUCUAUGAACAGGACCGUAAUAUGUAAUGUUGAAACUGCCUAAUAAAA